This is a messenger RNA of Paramecium tetraurelia, 558 nucleotides long. RefSeq lists its product as uncharacterized. Lineage: Eukaryota; Ciliophora; Oligohymenophorea; Peniculida; Parameciidae. The record is from RefSeq and is a predicted model, not a curated record. The transcript has 3 exons.
AUGUCAAAGUGGGCUGAAAGCAAAUACGAGGGAGAGCAACUCGAAGGUUGGUUUCAUGGAAAAGGCAAAUAUUACUUUAGCAAUGGAGUCAUCUACGAGGGUGAUUUUUUCAAGGGAGAAUUUCACGGAGAUGGAACUCUCAUAUUUCCAAAUGGGGGAUAAUACAAAGCCAAAUGGGAGAGAGGGAAGAUGUUGGAUGGAACCUAUUUUUUUGAAGAUCAUCUGAAAUACGAACCUAUGGAUUGGAAAUAUUGCAUUGGGGAUGACCGAAGAUUUCAUUAGGAAAUCAAACAAAGUAUCAAACCAGCAGGAAUUACUCAAAUGACCAAGGACGACAUACUGAUUGAAAUCCCUGAGGGCACUUAUGAUGUUGGUGAAGGUUAUUAUGAGCCUGUAAAAUCCAUCAUUUACAGAUAUGAUGGCUCAAUCUUAAGAACACCUAGUGAACCUGAAGUCGAGAACAUCUUGAAGAAAUGCAGAUACAAUCCUAAGAAGGACUUUAUCAUUGAUGGCAAGGAUGAUAAAGUAAUUCAGAAAAUGACUCAGAAGUCUUAGUGA